ACUGCUCUCGUUCCAGCUGCGGGAUUUCCUGCUCGUCUACAACAGGAUGACGGAGCUCUGCUUCCUGCGCUGCAUCUCCAACCUGAACUACCGGGCACCCACCAGGGAGGAGGAGACCUGUCUAGAUGGCUGCGCUGGGAAGCUCGUCCACUCCAACCACCGCCUGAUGGGGGCCUACGUGCAGCUCAUGCCCUCCAUUGUGCAGCGCCGCAUCUCUGACUACGAGGCCGCUGCAGCCCAGGUGGCCCCGGGCUCCAGCCCGAAGGAGGUCCCUGGUGCUGCCCCGGCGGCCCUGCCAGCAGCAGUUGGCACGGAAACCCACCCUAGCCGGCAGGUGGCUGCCAGUGCGGAGAGCGCCCCAGACACCGUCAGCUAGUGCCCCACUGCCUCCCGGCGUUUCCUCGUCCCCCAUGGCUGCACCCUGGACUUAGGCCUGGGUGUGAAACAGCCUCUUGAGGCAUUGCAGCUGCACCCUGGGCUGGGCCUCCUCCCAGCACUGGAUCCAGCCCAGAUGGGCACUUCCUCCCUCUUCACUCGGGACUGGGCCGAUUAGUGCCAGCAUCAGAACUACCCUAGAUGCAACUGCCAGCUGCAGCCCGGGCCUCCUGAGAGCAGAACCAUACAAGUUCCAGCAGCGUUUGGGCUGGGCCAGCCUGCCUAACGGGCUCUGAGCAGCUGCUUGGGCCCAUCGCCCCCGGGGCCGGGCCGUCUGGAGCAGCCUGUGGGGGUGCCCUGCUGAGGGCUCGUCAGUCACAGCAGCCGCUCUGGAAGGCUAUUUCCUAUUGCCAGUAAAUCCGUGUCCUCUUGA
Messenger RNA from Terrapene triunguis (Three-toed box turtle), 808 nucleotides. RefSeq names its product translocase of inner mitochondrial membrane 10B (gene TIMM10B). NCBI's taxonomy places the organism in Eukaryota, Metazoa, Chordata, Testudines, Emydidae. Gene Ontology annotation, cellular component: mitochondrial intermembrane space chaperone complex. The record is from RefSeq and is a predicted model, not a curated record. The coding region runs from base 47 to 376 and encodes 109 amino acids. The transcript is spliced from 2 exons.